AUCCGGGCUCCCUGUAUCCUGAGAAACACGGAAGAGUCUUCCCCAUCCAUAGAGGGAGCUUCCCAUUCCCAGGGCCGCUCUGUGCUUCCCUUCUUCUUGUUUGGGAUAUACGGGCACUACAGCUCUUGUUUGGGAUAUACGGGCACUACAGCUCUUGUUUGGGAUAUACGGGCACUACAGCUCUUGCCAUUUCACCCCUGUGUCAGCCUUUAGACGCGCCGGUUCCGACGACUAUUGUUUAUGUUUCCUGACCGAGAGCCGAAUCUCCUCCGGGCCCGGUUCUGAGACACAUGUACUAAUGGAUUCCAGGCCCGGAUACCAGCGAGGGAGCAGUAACCAUCUCGCCUACGGGGGCUCGGCCUCCAACUCCCCGGCUCUCACUGGUGCCCAAGCGGCCCGCAGGCGGAAGCAGCCGCCCCGACCGGCGGACUUUAAGUUACAGGUUAUUAUCAUCGGGUCCCGGGGCGUCGGCAAGACCAGUCUCAUGGAGAGAUUCACAGACGACACCUUCUGCGAGGCGUGUAAAUCCACAGUGGGUGUUGAUUUUAAAAUCAAAACUGUAGAACUAAGAGGGAAGAAAAUUAGGUUACAGAUUUGGGACACAGCUGGCCAAGAACGAUUUAACAGUAUAACCUCGGCCUACUACAGGAGUGCCAAGGGAAUCAUAUUAGUCUAUGAUAUCACAAAGAAAGAGACAUUUGAAGAUUUACCAAAGUGGAUGAAAAUGAUUGAUAAGUAUGCUUCAGAAGAAGCUGAACUGCUUUUGGUUGGAAAUAAGUUGGACUGUGAAACUGACAGAGAAAUUACAAGGCAACAGGGAGAAAAGUUUGCACAACAGAUAACUGGGAUGCGAUUCUGUGAGGCAAGUGCCAAGGACAAUUUUAAUGUAGAUGAAAUCUUUUUGAAACUAGUUGAUGACAUAUUAAAAAAGAUGCCCCUGGAUCUUGUGCGGAGCGAACUGUCUAACAGCAUCCUGUCUCUUCAACCAGAGCCUGAAGUUCCCCCAGAACUGCCUCCACCCAGGCCUCCUCUGCGUUGCUGUUGAUUCUAUUUCAUGAUUUCUGUGCUCCACACUUAGCAGAACAGUGACCGCCAGUCCCUGUGUCUUGCAAUACAAUCCUUAUGAAGGCCCCACUUUGCACUUCUCUAGCAGAUUGGGUAAAAGCAAAUUUACCCAAUCAGGAGUUGGAAUUGAUUUUGAAGACAUAACUGCUCAUCCUUGCUCACUGGAAGAGUACUUCAGAGUUUGCACAAUACAGUGAAUGUGUGUUGGAAUAAUACAAUUUGCCCAUUAUCUGCAGUGGUUCCUGUAAAGCACAUUAAAGCAGGCUCCACUAGCCGUGUAGUUGAAUAGUCAUUUCUGCUAAGGCCUGCCAUGCUGCCAGGUAUCAAAUUUUGAUAGCCUUUUUCUCUUUAUUGUAUUUAGACUUGUAUAUGGUGCUUUGCUAACUACAGUAUAUUAUCAUGUUGUUCAGAUAUUAAAGGCCUCUGAGGGCAAUGCUUCCAUAAACAGUAUUAUAUUCAGUUUAUUAUAUAAUGCAAAAUACUUUUCUUUUUUUUUUUUUUAAUAGUGUAUAAAAUUACUGGAUCUGCCAUGAAUAUUAAUGUUCCAGUAGUUUAUUUUAUUUUUAAGUAUUAUUUAUUAACGUUGAAUUUGUUUUAAGAGUAUUUGUUAUUUUCACUCCUGGAGAUUUGUUUUGUCUAUCAGAGUUACCUGUUGCACUCACCUAAGGUGUAAGGGUAUAUUGCAAUUGCAAACUAUGUCAAUCAAAGUAGCAUGCAGCUUGUAACCAUACAGUAGUGUAUGGCACAGCCUGCCCUAUGAAAUGUAGCUGAACAUUACAAGAUUAAAGGGACACGACUCCUACAGCACAACCUAUUUGGUUAUUAAGUUUUCUUACAUUCACAGAUAGACAUGGAAACAUUUCUAUACCACUAGCAUUUUGCAGAGAAUUGGUUUUGUUAACAUUUGAGAAGUUCAUGAAAUAGACUUUCCCAUGCAAAUUACUGAACUGUUUCAUGUUUAUAAGCCGUUUUUUUUGUUUGUUUUUAUUCAUAAAGAGGGAAAUAUACUGUAUCCGGUUUGAACAUUGCUUAUGUUUUGUUUAAAUUCCUUUAAAUAGACUGAGAAAUGUGAGAGCUUAGCCUACAGCGUGCAGGUCAGUUAUUCUCAAGUUAUAUAAGUGAGAAAUAGCCUUAGCUGUGCAGUAACCCUGGACAAUAAUAACGUCUUCAGAUGGACUGUUACUUUUAUCUAUAUCAGCUGAGGUAAGCAUCAUAGGAGCUUUUACUUAUAUUUGUAAAUGAAAAAUGUUGAGGAAUGUUGUGUGCACCCAGUAUUUUAGGACUUUAUACGGCACUAACUACUCAAAGGAAACUUUUGGCACCCCCAGUGAUUUCACCUUUCCUAUUACUUUAAGGGUAUUAUGUUGAAAUUGAAUGUAUGCUCUUUUAACAUCAGUUUUGCUUUACUGGAUGCCAGAAGAGCAUACAUCAGGUUUCUCUGCAAUAAUCAGCCUUCCUGGCUUUCAAGUGGUUCAGGCUCACUGCACAAUGAUAUGAAGGAAUGUGACCUAUUAACUUGAUUACAUGUAUAAUAGAUAUAUUUCUCAGAAAUAACUAAAAAAAACCCCAUUGCUGUUCCAAGUGGGUACGACAGAAACAGAUGUAUUGUCUCUCUUUUCACUUACUAAUGUAUGCUUUUAACUAUGCCACAUUUUAUGGCGUGUCCUUUUUGGAUGUUGGGUUUGGAAAAAAGCAGGGAUAGGGAAGCUACACAUGGCACCUACCGUUCUUUAACAAUGGUGGUUUUUGCGAUUUACAUCUUUGAUUUAUCUCUUAUUUUAAAAAGAAAACUGUAUGAUCCAUAAAGGGUAAACCAGUGAUAGAAAUACAUUUGGCUAAGUGUGUCUCUUGUGGAUUUGGAUUCUUAUAGUCUUUCUAACUAAUGAAGUGAAAAUAAACCUUUUUUUUUUAUUUAUGAA
Molecule: messenger RNA, 2984 nt
Organism: Xenopus tropicalis (tropical clawed frog)
Lineage: Eukaryota; Metazoa; Chordata; Amphibia; Anura; Pipidae
Gene: rab12
Product: RAB12, member RAS oncogene family
Exons: 6
Coding region: 299-1045 (248 amino acids)
Biological process (GO): Rab protein signal transduction
Cellular component (GO): recycling endosome membrane; lysosomal membrane; Golgi membrane
Molecular function (GO): GTP binding; GTPase activity; G protein activity
Source: RefSeq, a predicted model, not a curated record